Messenger RNA from Symbiodinium natans, 528 nucleotides. The record is from the annotation of a GenBank genome assembly. NCBI's taxonomy places the organism in Eukaryota, Dinophyceae, Suessiales, Symbiodiniaceae.
AUGGCUGAUGUCCUCAAACAGAUCUGUGAUGGCGGGAAGCCGCAUUACUGCCGAUAUGCGGAACUCACCCAGCAUUCGGCUGUCAGUGCGGCUUUGAAGGGCAACCCGCUUCCAAGAGUCGUGAUCAUCACAGUUCGAAUGAGGGACCACCAGUGGAUAUUACUUUCAUCCGGCAAGCCUGUGUCUGUCCAGGGUUUGAAGCUGUUGGACGACACGCUCGACAAAUUCACAAACAAAGAGGAAGGGCAUGCAAUGGCGAUCGUAGCCGAGUCGAAGACUUGCUGGGUGGUGAAGAACUCGUGGGGGUCCGACAUAUCCCACGGUGGCUACGUGUACAUUCAGAAGUCCCAGGAACUGGAUAAACUUCUCAAGGUCAAGUAUUUCGAUGUCCACUGGUUCAUAAAGGACUUGCCAGCCGGCGAGAGGGAGGCGUUCAAGAAGGCCGGACAACAGGAGAGAGAGCGCUAUGAGACUAGUGUCCGUGAUCACCAUGAGAAGCAGCUUUCACACCUUGACCUCGACAUUUGA